CCAGGGACUGUGAUGGAUGUAACACAAAGCGCAUCCUUAAACUGGACUGUUUACUAUGCGAUAGUGUUUAAAAAUGUCUGUGCAAUAAAAGAAACGCGGCUCAAACGUGUACAUGUAGCUGCUGCUAGCACCAGCUAGCUAGCUGAAGACGCACCGCCUACCCAGUAAAGAUGAACGACUUUCACCUUGGAUUUUACUCUUAGUCCUUCUGACUGCCUAAAGCUCCGCGCGCAGGGGGGUAACAUUACUUACAGUGUUAUACUGGUUAGCAAAUACCAGUUAAACCAAACAAUAUUUCUUAAGUUAGUGCCAGGCAGCUUGUCUGUAGUCAGGGGAAAAGAUGAGCUACCACAAACUGCUGUUUUCCGAAAUGAAACUGCGGACUUUAGGAAGAACUGGAUGGAUAAGUCGACUUUGUGACGGUGUAAGUAGGCGUGGAAAAGUGUGUUUUUCCUCUUGCAGCCCCAAGGUGUGUGUUGUGGGAAGCGGUCCAGCAGGCUUUUACACGGCGCAGCAUUUGAUCAAGGCCCGUAAAGAUGUUGAGGUGGACAUUUACGAGCAGCUGCCCGUCCCCUUUGGCCUGGUCAGGUUCGGAGUGGCCCCUGAUCAUCCGGAAGUUAAGAAUGUCAUCAACACAUUCACGCAGACAGCCAGACAUUCACGCUGCAGUUUUUACGGUAAUGUGAAUGUGGGGAAGGACGUGAGCGUUGAGGAGCUGCAGCAAGCCUACCACGCAGUCGUACUGUGCUUUUCAAAAUUUUUUUUAUAUAUGUGUGUGUGUGUGUGUGUGUAUGUAAUCAGGGGCAUGGGAGUGCCAGGAGAAGACUUGGCUGGUGUGUACUCUGCCAAAGACUUUGUCGGCUGGUACAAUGGGCUUCCCAGCUGUCAGGAGCUGAGUCCAGACCUGAGCUGUGAAACGGCAGUCAUUCUGGGACAAGGCAAUGUGGCCCUGGAUGUAGCAAGAGUCCUGCUAUCUCCCAUUGACAUUUUAAAGAAGACUGACAUCACCCAUCCAGCCCUGGAGGCCCUGGCAGAGAGCCAGGUCCGCAGGGUCCUGAUUGUUGGCAGGAGAGGACCCAUGCAGGUUGCUUGCACAAUCAAGGAGCUUAGAGAAAUGGUGAACCUGCCCGACACGAGGCCCGAGAUGGUAGUGGCUGAUUUUCAGGGUGUCAUAGAUGCUCUUAAAGAUUUGCCACGGCCCAGGAAGCGUCUGACACAGCUGUUGUUGAAGACAGCUCUCGAGAUCCCAGGAGAGAUGGAGCAGGAGAGACGGAAUAAGGCUUCCCGUACUUGGGGCUUUCGAUUCUUCCGGAGUCCCGUCAAAGUUCUGGCCGAUCCUGACCACAACAGAACAGCUGGCAUCCGACUGGCAGUCAACAGGCUGGAGGGUUCAGGUGAGGGAGCAUGCGCCAUGCUCACUGAAGAAGUGGAGGAUGUGAGCUGCGGUCUGGUCAUUAGUAGUAUUGGCUACAGGAGUGUCCCCAUAGAUCCAUCAAUACCAUUUGACUCCCACAAAGCCAUUGUCCCAAACACCAUGGGCCGUGUUCAACAAGCAGCAGGUUUAUAUUGUAGUGGCUGGCUGAAAACUGGCCCCACUGGGGUGAUAGCCACCACUAUGAAUAACAGCUUUGACACUGCACGGUCCUUGAUGGAAGACAUGGACUCAGGAGUUUUACAUAUAUCUUCUGCCAAGCCUGGUUCACAAACCAUCAGAGCUCUGCUGGAAAAGAGAGGAGUGAAACCAGUGACUUUCUCAAACUGGGAGAAGAUCGACAGCGUGGAGGUUAAGAGGGGUGAAGCCACUGGAAAACCCAGAGAAAAACUACUGACCGUGGAGGAAAUGUUGCAGGUGGCUCGAACAUGACUGAAGGCACUGGACACAGCAACUGUUAAGCAUAGAGAGCCAGUGGCUGAUGGGACCCCAAAGACUGACCACAGUGGGCAUCACAAUAACGGCACUAUGACUCCCUAAACAUGGACUUUGUGCAUGUUACACUUGAAAAGCUAGGAGUGAACUGUAGUGCUGUUAGUAACAAUUAUGUACUGAAAGGUCCUGUAUAUGUUUAUAAAUAUCUUUUAUAGAAACUAAAAUGCAACUAUAUCCUUAUUUCCUACUGCUGCAGUCUAAAUCUUAAUUUAUUCAUGUGUCAGCAUAUAUUUGUUUAGAUCCUCAUUAAAUUUGACUGCAACAAAACUAUAGAAUGAUAACACUUCUGAAAAGCAUCUCAAUGAUGGUACAUUUUCAUUCAGUGUAAAACCGUCUGCUCUCCUGUCAACAUGUACACAAUAAAUCAACAGGUCACAGAUGACAGGAAAACCUAGGGAUGCACCGAUACCAGUACCAAGCUCAGUAUUGCACAGUCUUCUGUUAUAUUUCAUCACAAUCAGAAAGUAAACAUUGAAAUGAAAACUAAA
Messenger RNA from Monopterus albus (swamp eel), 2415 nucleotides. It is a transcript of the gene fdxr, whose product is annotated as ferredoxin reductase. Bases 341 to 1864 code for a protein of 507 amino acids. The transcript is spliced from 12 exons. NCBI's taxonomy places the organism in Eukaryota, Metazoa, Chordata, Actinopteri, Synbranchiformes, Synbranchidae. Gene Ontology annotation, molecular function: oxidoreductase activity. The record is from RefSeq and is a predicted model, not a curated record.